This is a messenger RNA of Cercocebus atys (sooty mangabey), 2177 nucleotides long. RefSeq names its product zwilch kinetochore protein (gene ZWILCH). Bases 376 to 2151 code for a protein of 591 amino acids. Gene Ontology annotation, cellular component: RZZ complex. The transcript is spliced from 18 exons. NCBI's taxonomy places the organism in Eukaryota, Metazoa, Chordata, Mammalia, Primates, Cercopithecidae. The record is from RefSeq and is a predicted model, not a curated record. Gene Ontology annotation, biological process: protein localization to kinetochore; mitotic spindle assembly checkpoint signaling.
ACGAGAGUGUUAUUUCUUUAUUUGUGGGAAAUUACGGUAUCUCUUUUCUUCCAAAGCUAAUAAUAAUUCUUAGAAAAUAGGGACUCCUUUUCGCGGAAUAAUCCAUAGGGGGCGUGGCCAACUCUCGCGAGUCAGGGUAUCUUCUCCCCAACCACCACGUUUAUUUUAAUUAUUGCAGACGGAAAUUGAGGACUAUUGACAUAGUAAAUAGCUUUGGGUGGCUAUUUGAAACAAAAGUUUAACUUUGCGGACAAAUGGGACUUAUGGUGAGGGGUCAAAGUAGUCCCGGCGGGGCGGGGCCAUGACUCCUGACGUCUCCCUCCCGGCGCGCAGUUCAGUUUUGCGGUUCCGGUCCCGCUCUCACCUUGGGGCGGGAUGUGGGAGCGACUGAAUUGCGCGGCUGAGGAGUUUUAUUCUCGUCUCCUUCAGGCAUUUAAUGAAGAAAAGAAAGGAGUCCAUAAAGACCCAUUUCUCUAUGAGGCUGAUGUCCAAGUGCAGUUGAUCAGCAAAGGCCAACCAAAUCCUUUGAAAAAUAUUCUAAAUGAAAAUGACCUAGUAUUCAUAGUGGAAAAAGUGCCUUUAGAAAAGGAAGAAACAAGUCAUAUUGAAGAACUUCAAUCUGAAGAAACUGCCAUAUCUGAUUUCUCUACUGGCGAAAAUGUUGGACCACUUGCUUUACCAGUUGGGAAGGCAAGGCAGUUAAUUGGACUUUACACCAUGGCUCACAAUCCUAAUAUGACCCAUUUGAAGAUUAAUCUGCCAGUUACUGCCCUUCCUCCCCUUUGGGUAAGAUGUGACAGUUCAGAUCCUGAAGGUACUUGUUGGCUAGGAGCUGAGCUUAUCACAACAAACAACAGCAUUACAGGAAUUGUCUUAUAUGUGGUCAGUUGUAAAGCUGAUAAAAAUUAUUCUGUAAAUCUUGAAAACCUAAAAAAUUUACACAAGAAAAGACAUCACUUGUCUACUGUAACAUCCAGAGGCUUUGCACAGUACGAGCUCUUUAAGUCCUCUGCCUUGGAUGAUACAAUCACAGCAUCACAAACUGCGAUCACUUUGGAUAUUUCCUGGAGUCCUGUGGAUGAGAUUCUUCAAAUCCCUCCACUCUCUUCAGCUGCAACUCUGAAUAUUAAAGUGGAAUCGGGAGAGCCCAGAGGUCCUUUGAAUCAUCUCUACAGAGAACUUAAAUUUCUUCUUGUUUUGGCUGAUGGUUUGAGGACUGGUGUCACUGAAUGGCUCGAGCCUCUGGAAGCAAAAUCUGCUGUUGAACUUGUGCAGGAAUUUCUGAAUGACUUAAAUAAGCUGGAUGGAUUUGGUGAUUCUACAAAAAAAGACACUGAGGUUGAGACAGUGAAGCAUGACACUGCUGCAGUCGAUCGUUCCGUCAAGCGUCUUUUCAAAGCUCGGAGUGAUCUUGAUUUUGCUGAGCAACUGUGGUGCAAAAUGAGCAGUAGUGUGAUUUCAUACCAAGACUUGGUGAAGUGUUUCACAUUGAUCAUCCAGAGUCUACAACGUGGUGAUAUACAGCCAUGGCUCCAUAGUGGAAGUAACAGUUUACUAAGUAAGCUCAUUCAUCAGUCUUAUCAUGGAACCAUGGACACAGUUUCUCUCAGUGGGACUACUCCAGUUCAAAUGCUUUUGGAAAUUGGUUUGGACAAACUAAAGAAAGAUUAUAUCAGUUUUUUCAUAGGUCAGGAACUUGCAUCUUUGAAUCAUUUGGAAUACUUCAUUGCUCCAUCAGUAGAUAUACAAGAACAGGUUUAUCGUGUCCAAAAACUCCACCAUAUUCUAGAAAUAUUAGUCAGUUGCAUGCCUUUCAUUAAAUCUCAACAUGAACUCCUCUUUUCAUUAACACAGAUCUGCAUAAAAUAUUACAAACAAAAUCCUCUUGAUGAGCAACACAUUUUUCAGCUGCCAGUCAGACCAACUGCUGUAAAGAACUUAUAUCAAAGUGAGAAGCCACAGAAAUGGAGAGUGGAAAUAUAUAGUGGUCAAAAGAAGGUUAAGACAGUUUGGCAACUGAGUGACAGCUCACCCGUAGACCAUCUGAAUUUUCACAAACCUGAUUUUUCAGAAUUAACACUAAACGGUAGCCUGGAAGAAAGGAUAUCCUUUACUAACAUGGUUACCUGCAGCCAGGUGCAUUUCAAGUGAAGUGUGCUGAUGAAAUCCUCUAUAAG